Messenger RNA from Anopheles merus, 1451 nucleotides. RefSeq names its product pyrroline-5-carboxylate reductase 1-like. NCBI's taxonomy places the organism in Eukaryota, Metazoa, Arthropoda, Insecta, Diptera, Culicidae. The coding region runs from base 173 to 1273 and encodes 366 amino acids. The record is from RefSeq and is a predicted model, not a curated record. The transcript has 2 exons.
GUCGCAAGGUGCUGUCAAAAUCGCAGCAAAACUUGUGCUGUGUUGUGCUGUGCUGGAAAUCUGCAUCCUGCUUUGCAGAGUUUGCUUUAUUUUGGUGCUGCCGUUUGUCCUCCCCCUCCACACCAAAAAAACGACGACGACGACGACCCACCACCCGCGGUAGGCCCCGGCCAUGGAGGAGGAAGCGGCGCUGGCAGCGGCAACGACGGCCGUGAACGCAUCCACCGCGGCGAUGCUGCUGCUGAGCGGACACAGUACCUCGCACCACCACCACCACCACCACCACCAACAGCACGAUUUCAAAUGGACGCACGAGCGCUGCCUGCUGCUGCUGCACGAGUACGAUCUGCUGAAGGACAAGUUUAAGGAUCGCAAGCACAAAAAGAAGGACCUGUGGGCGGAGAUCAGCAUGAAGUUCAAGAAGAUCUACGCGUACGAUCUCGAGUGGGACGUUGCGUACAAAAAGUUUCGAAAUCUCAAACAAACGUUCGAACAGGUGCGAGCCAAAAUGCAACAGCAAGCCAUUACCGGGCAGAUUAGCAACCGCCCCAAGUGGGCGUACUUUGAAAAGUUCCAGCAAAUACUGGACGAUCCCGGCAUCCCGGCGUACAGCUACGGCGAUCCUGCCGCCGCAGUCCAUCACAAGCACGAGGAGCAAGAGGAACAGGAAGACCAUCAUCAUCAUCAUCUACAUCACAACGCGCGACACGAUCAUCACAUACACCAGCACCACGAUCACCAUGCGGGGCAGCAGCACGUGGUGCACGCGCACCUCGAUCCGGCCACCGUCGGGCAGGUGCUGGCGGCCGGGGAAGACUUUACCGACACGCUCGUGACCGUGUUCCCGAUGGGCGAGGAGGAGGAGGAGGAGCAGCAGGAGCUGGAAAUUCCUUCCCAACCGGUGGAAGAGAGCGGCGAGGAGGAGGCGGUGACGGCGACCGCCUCGAAGGUAGAGCAGAUAGAGGAACAGCUUCAGGAGGUGGAGGAAGAGGAGGAACCGGUACUGCUGGAGGAGGCUGCCGAGGAGGAAGAGCUGACGGUGGAGCAGCAGCACCACCAUCACCAGCAGCAGCUGGACGAGACGGAGGAGGCGCCGCACCGGAAGCGCUUCCGGCGGCUCAACGACUACGAGCAGGAGCGGCUGCUGAUCGAGCGGGAAAAGCUGGUCACGCUGCGGGAGAUACAGCGCGGCAUCGAGUGCAAAAAUGACAUCCUGCGCGGGAUACUGCACGUGCUACAGUCCAGGGUAUGGCAGGCACAUGCCACGGAAUGAACGGGGCUUUGGCCGGGGCGUGCCGGACACACGCUUUACUGGUGUAUAGUACAAAAGGAGAAUGGAGCGUUUGUGGGUCGUCGUUUAUUGUACGACAUCCAACAAACACACAAAAUGCGUUUGUGUGAAGCAUUUGACAAAAAGAGAAGGAUGAUAAUAAGAUGCGUACACUACGGUG